CCCCCUCCUCCUAGGACAGGUAGUUUCAGGUCGGGGAGGAGGAAGAGGGCAGGGGUGUCCCUGGCUCCCACUGGGCCUUGGGGAGGAAACUGGAUCUCACAGGGCAGGUUAAGACCUCGAUCCCACCCCACCUCCUCCCUUCCUGUCCUUCAUCUCCAGCUGGCCCUAAUUGAGGAGUGGGAGGGGCCUUCGUGGGCUGGGAGGGGCCGGCACUCUAUGUUAGUGGGGAUCCCUUGAGCUCUCGCCCUUUCCCCACUCCAGACCAAAGAGAGACAGGAGCCUGGCCUGGGAAAGAGAAGUCAAGCUUUGCCACAACAAAGCUGUAUGAUCCUGAGCCAGUCCCACCCGCCUCUGGUCUCAGUUUCCCCACUUAUAAAAUGAAGAUACUGAACUAAGUGAUCUCGCAGAGCCCUGUCAGAUCCGACAUUCUAGUGAGGUGCUCAGGACACAGCCCCAGCCCCACCAUGCUCAUGGCUUCCACCAUCUCUGCUGUGCCUCGACCCCUCUCUCAACCUCUCCCACCUGGCAACAGCAGCAAGGAGAAGCCUGGGGACCCCCGGAACCAGCUGCUGGCUCAGGCGGAGCUGGCCCUGCUCUCCAUAGUCUUUGUGGCUGUGGCCCUGAGCAAUAGCUUGGUGCUGGGGGCCCUAGCACGGCGGGGCCGGCGGGGCCGCUGGGCGCCUAUGCAUGUCUUCAUCGGCCACUUGUGCCUGGCUGACCUGGUUGUGGCUCUGUUCCAAGUGCUGCCCCAGCUGGCCUGGGAUGCCACCGACCGCUUCCAAGGGCCUGAUGUCCUGUGCCGGGCUGUCAAGUACCUGCAGAUGGUGGGCAUGUAUGCCUCCUCCUACAUGAUCCUGGCCAUGACGUUAGACCGCCACCGUGCCAUUUGCCGCCCCAUGCUGGCAUACCGCCAUGGAGGUGGAGCUCACUGGAACCGGCCAGUGCUGGUGGCCUGGGCCUUCUCUCUUCUUUUCAGCCUGCCCCAGCUAUUCAUCUUUGCCCGGCGUGAAGUGGAAGACCGCAGCGGGGUCAUCGACUGCUGGGCCCAGUUUGCCAAACCCUGGGGUCUCCGUGCUUACGUAACCUGGAUUGCCCUAAUGGUGUUUGUGGCACCUGCCUUGGGCAUUGCUGCCUGUCAGGUGCUCAUCUUCCGGGAGAUUCAUACCAGCUUGGUGCUGGGGCCAGCAGAGAGGGCCAGGGGGCGCCGAGGAGGGCGCCGGACAGGCAGGGAGGGAGCCCCUGUGUCAGCAGCCAUGGCCAAGACCGUGAGGAUGACGCUAGUGAUUGUAAUCGUCUACGUGCUGUGCUGGGCUCCCUUCUUCCUUGUGCAGCUGUGGGCAGCGUGGGACCCACAGGCACCUCUGGAAGGGCCCCCCUUUGUGCUCCUUAUGCUGCUGGGCAGCCUCAACAGCUGUACCAACCCCUGGAUCUAUGCCUCCUUCAGCAGCAGUGUCUCCUCAGAGCUGCGCAGCCUGCUCUGCUGCGCUCAGAGGCGCACCCCACCCAGCCUGGGGCCCCAAGAGGAGUCCUGUGCCACUGCCAGCUCCUUCCUGGCCAAGGACACUUCCUCCUGAGAAGCCAGGGGGCGCCUUCCUUCCAGAGGUUCCACAAAGCUCAGCUGCCUGCCAGGGCCUGGCCCUGGGACUCACUGGGAGAGGAGGGCCCACUGGGAAUUGGCUCCCAAUUGUGAGAGGCCCAGGAGGUCGGCCCCUUGGUGCAGGGUAUGGGGAGGGGCUGCUGCAGCAUGGUGGGGGCCCAUGGCUUCCACCUCAGUCAGUGCCUGCCUGGGAGAUGGAGGUCCUAGGGAACCCAGGAGGAAUGAAAGGGGGUGAGGCCAGGGACCUUCACCUCUCCAGUUCCCCUCUGCCUUCUUUCUCACUCUCUCCCUAAAAAUAAAAAUGUCAGCUUAUUUU
Messenger RNA from Molossus molossus (Pallas's mastiff bat), 1913 nucleotides. RefSeq names its product arginine vasopressin receptor 2 (gene AVPR2). Lineage: Eukaryota; Metazoa; Chordata; Mammalia; Chiroptera; Molossidae. Gene Ontology annotation, molecular function: vasopressin receptor activity; peptide binding. Gene Ontology annotation, biological process: positive regulation of vasoconstriction; G protein-coupled receptor signaling pathway; regulation of systemic arterial blood pressure by vasopressin. The transcript has 4 exons. Gene Ontology annotation, cellular component: membrane. The coding region runs from base 465 to 1574 and encodes 369 amino acids. The record is from RefSeq and is a predicted model, not a curated record.